AUGACAGCUAGCACUCAUCUGUUUAAUUAUAAUCGAAGGAACUCACAACCACAAGCAACUCCAUAUGUCAUACCUCAAAAGCAUCAUCCACUGGAGCCUAUACCACAGUAUCCGCACCACCAAUUACACAGUCAGUAUUCACCAACAAUGAUACACCAGACUUCGCAUUUGUCACCCAACGGGUACCUGAAGAGCAUGCAGCAUGACCAACAACAACAACAACAACAGCAUGUCCAACAACAACAACAACACUAUACACAACUGCAAUAUGGAUAUCCAUAUUUACCUCCAUCUCAAUCUCAGUAUCAGUACCAUGACCAAAACCAGAACCAAAAUCAAAACCAAAACCAGAACUUAAAUAUAAUGAGCCCUGCUAUUCCCCAGAAAUUUCUGCAGCUGCAACCUAACCAACAAUACACGCAAAUGUCACUUCACGAACAGGAGCAUCAGCAGGAACAACAGCAGGAGCAGCGACCCGAUCCAUCAUACCUUUCCAGUAACAAGCACAACAGCGAUAGAGACUCGGCUAUAUAUUCACCUCCACUAUCAUCUCAUCCAAUGCCUAAACUCUCUCGGGAGUUUGUAGUACGAAGAAUCAGUGAAGGAGAAAGCGGCCGAGUCAAAGAAGAAUUACGCUGUGAAGCAUGCGGUAAGGGUUAUAAACACAUUUCCUCAUUGGCUAAACAUUUAUGGGAACAUACACCUGAAUGGAACGUUACCAAGAAACUCUUGAUUUCGAAACACCAACAAGUGCAACUUUUGGAAGCUGCUAGCAUCUUGGUCGGAAUGAAUGAUAAAAGUGCUCCAGUUAGCCCCGUCUCUGCCGCAGCUGCAGCUGCAUCUGCAUCUGCAUCUGCUGCAUCAUCUCGUUUUUCUACAACUAAUGGUAAAAAAUAUACACACAAGCGAGCAGUGUCUGACCAAUUUACCACGAGUGCAACUAAUUCGUUUGUGCCACUUUCAUCCACGAAUAAAGAGAAAAACAAUAAAAACACAAGGAUUUCAAAAGCAGGAAACCAUUUGCAGUUGAGUACCCCAACACCACCCACUCUGGAAGAACUGGUCGGGGAUAAUUAUUUAUCUAAGCUAAAGGGAGAUGGAACUUUAUAUCAAUUGAAAUCCAACAGAUCAAACUCUGCAUCACAAUGUCCACCCUCUUCGCUUAAAGUCGCACCAUUGUCACCAAAUUUAAAUGGAAAUGGUGCUAGACUAGAUAAUAGGGUUAAACUUGGACUAGGCGAUGGAAUGCACGUAGAACAAGCAUUGUUGUCGCCAACGGGUACAGAAGAACUUGACGGCGUGCAGCAUGCCAAAACGACCAAGUAUGAAGAACCAAUAAAUGUGAAAUUCCAUGCUGUUGAAGGAUCUAUGAAACAAGUUAAUAAGCACAAAAACUAA
Molecule: messenger RNA, 1398 nt
Organism: Lodderomyces elongisporus
Lineage: Eukaryota; Fungi; Ascomycota; Pichiomycetes; Serinales; Debaryomycetaceae
Exons: 1
Coding region: 1-1398 (465 amino acids)
Source: RefSeq, a predicted model, not a curated record